AUGCUGCCGCUAAAUUGGAGACAAAUUGCCUGGCUGUUCGGAAUUUCCCUUUUAUCGACGGUUCGUGGAGGGAUUCCCGGCGGGAUCCCGGGAAGAUAUUUUGUCGAAGCAGGAAGGCCAAUUAUCGCCGCUGGAUCGGCUCCGGUGCCCGUUGUGGCACCUGUUAUUGAACCAGUAGCUGUUGCCCCACCACCGCCCAUCGGCCCUCCACUAGCGCCACCGCUUCCCCAUGAGAUGCCUCCACCAGCUCACCUCUUCGCUCCACCACCUCCUCAAGUCGCUCUACAACCAGCCUUGCCCCCGCCAGCACCAAUGAUGGCCCCAUUAGCUCCUAUGCCAGCAAUUCCCCCACUAGCAUCCCCAAUGGCUCCACCAGCUCCAAUGGCUUUUCCAAUAGCUCCAGCAGCUUUGGCUCCAGCUCCAAUUCCCAUGCAUGGACCAGUUAUGGCCGCUCCUCCACUUCCUAUGGCUCCACCUCCAGCUUUCGCUCCACCGCUGCCUCCACCAAUUCAAGGCUUUCCGGCUCCUCCUCCCUACGGUGAGUACCUCCUGCCAGCUCAAGAUGGUCUUCUUCCGCCCCCGCCGGAGCUCUUCCUGCCCGGUCCCUCCCCUGUUGGACCACCACCAUCAGCUGGCUAUCCACCAAUGGCCUAUCCAGCUGUUCCCCUGCCCGGUCCCGUCGCCGCACCGCUACCGUACCCUGGCCCAGCAUUACCGUACCCUGGCCCAGCACUACCGUACCCUCCACCAGCUGUCGUAGAACCCGUUGGCCCAGCUCUACCCUACCCCGCUCCACCUCCAGCACCUGUCGAAGUAGUGCCUCCUUUCCCUGAAUACCUCGAAAAUCCAUACCCAAUCCCAACACCAAUUGGACCAAGCCGAGCCGGACUCCCACAUUUCCCAUCAUUUGCCGAGUUUUUGUCCCCCCAUUUUUCUGAGGCUCCCUACUUGACCCCGUACUCGGCGAAAUUCAGAUCAAGAGCCCCAAGUGAUGUCUUGAGAAAGGAGAAAUUUGUUCCCAAUUAUGCCCCCUUUUCUAGACAAGCGCCUUUUAUUGGAACGAUGCGACGAAAUGUGAAAAAGAAUAAU
Messenger RNA from Mesorhabditis belari, 1089 nucleotides. The record is from the annotation of a GenBank genome assembly. NCBI's taxonomy places the organism in Eukaryota, Metazoa, Nematoda, Chromadorea, Rhabditida, Rhabditidae.